AUGUGCAGCUUUUUUCAGGGCAAUCAAAUCGUGCUCGUUCAUCAUGUCCGCAAUCAGGAACAGCUUUUACAAUCAGACAGACCUGCUACCAUAACUGUGGAGACUUAUGAGACGAACUACGUUCAAAUGAAUGGAGCUCCAGCCACCCGUGAAGAUUUGAUGAUGGUUUUGGCUGAUUUGGAUGCUUUCCUUAUUCGAGCAUCCCAUGUUGAUCAACAACAGUCUAGCAGGUAAAU
Cylicostephanus goldi is the source of this 236-nucleotide messenger RNA. The record is from the annotation of a GenBank genome assembly. Lineage: Eukaryota; Metazoa; Nematoda; Chromadorea; Rhabditida; Strongylidae.